AUUUUCAGCUGCCUUCCAGAUGGCAUCUGCUGAAAAUAGUACUCCUGUAUCUAUGAGGAUGACUAGAAGAAGGAGUAAAGCAACUUGUAGGCCAGAGGUGAUUCAUGAAUCUAAACUUGAAGAGCUGGAACAUACAGAAACAAAAUCAGAUGUCAGCGAUACCUUAGAGACGCAAAUGACUAGAAGUCAGAACAAAACUGUUGCAAAAUCAGUUGCUGAACCACAAGCUGAUGGGGAUGUGUCAGAAGCAGAAUCAAACUGCUCCUCUGUGUCUGGUCUUCAGACACCGUUGUUUAUAAGGGUAACAAGAAGACGACAAAUAGUAGUUCCAUAUCAGCCAGAUUCUCCUGCCAAAAAAAGGCAUGACAAGACAGCUUUUCUAAAUGAGUUAAGCAGGACUCAAGAUGAAGAUGAUGUCUCUGAAGCUGAGUCUUGUUCUUCUGCUGUUUCUGGUGUCCAGAUGCCUAAUGUUACCAGAACUACAAGAAGCAGACAAAGCAAAAAGAAAGUGCGUUCAGAUCCAAUUUGUGAAGCCCAGGGCGAAGAUGUUUCUGAUGCGGAGUCAUGCCGUUUUCUUACGGAACCAUCUGUCACUACCAAACGAAUUACGAGGAGCAUGCGAAUGAAAUCACAAGCAGAAAAUAUUGAGCAGACUGAAAAAGUAAACAAAACUGUUUCAGAAGAUCAGAAUUUAAUUGAAGGUACAGUUAAAUGUGAGCCAAUAACAAUUUCUGAUUCUAGACCUGCUGCAAAAUGUGUCUCUGACACAGAAGACAUUUCCUCUCUCACUCAGGAUAAUAAAGAACCUAGUUCACUUGAGAGCAAACACUCUUCCAGAUGUGCCAGUACAAGCCUGAGUGAAGAUGGGGAAAAAGAUUUUUUGAAUGAUACGACACACAGCAGUCUUGAAAAAGUAACACAGAGAAGUAUCACUGAAUCGCCUAGAAAAAAAGCAAUAGAAGAGAUACAGACUCUUGGGGUAGAUGACUCUAAGGACGAAUGUGGUCAGAUACAAGAAGAGCACAGUGCAGUGUUUAUGGAUGGGGGAAAAUUAAAAAGCGUGGAUCUUGCUUUGGCUGACUGCAUGAGUCUCAAACAAUCCUUAGAAUCCCAAAGGCAAAUAACACCAAUUAAAAGUAAAAAAAUUCCAGAGCAGGAAAGAGCAGAUGCUGAGGCAGCUGCACAGGGUUCUUUAAGCCAUGCUGAUGAAUUAACCACGCGUAAGCAAUCUAGUGUAGUGAGCAGCCCACAGAAGGACAUACCUAUUGUACAAAUGACCGAUAGCACUGUUGGUGAAUCCAGAAUGCUUGAAUUCAGCGUAGACAGUGAUGAAGACCAAACAGGACAACAUACUGAACCUGUAUCCCAUGGCAGCAAAAGAAUAAACAGGCAAAAGGAUUCUCUUGCGUUGUUCCUGAACAAAGAUGAAAGCGAUGAAUCUGAAAAUAGCGAUGUAGCAGACACAUGUAUAGUGGAAGAGGAUCUGAGUUGCGUAGAGGCAGAUGAGAGGACCCCUUCCCUGAAGAAAUCUUUAGAAGACAAUUCACUGCAUGCUGAAAGGCUUUUUGUAAUCGAUACUGAGCCAGGCAUGGGUUCUAGCCAAAAAUAUUAUCUAGAUUCGGUAGACCUAGUUAGUGAUGCUGGAAGUAAGCCUGGAGGAAACGAAAAAGUUGAAGAAUCCUCAGAUCUGGAAGAGGCUGAAGAGGAACUGAUAGAUGAAGAUGAGAAAGAUGAGGAAGAAGAAUUGUUGAAAAAUAAGAUUGAUGUUUUACAUCUGUCCAGCAGCAUAGAUCCCGGUUUGAAUAUCAAGAAGCUUGGAGGUUUAUAUAUUAGCUUUGAUGCAAAAAACCAAAAACCUAACUCAAGUAUAAUUAAACGACUGAAGGAAAAAAAGAAGGAUGAGCUCUUGCAGAAGAGUAUAAUAACUCCAGAUUUUGAAAAAAAGGAAUGUGUUCCACCCUUUAGGGAGUCCCUUCACCAGCUGAAGAAACAGCGCAAGGCGGAGCGAGAGAAAACAACUGGUAAUGCUUGGUUUGGUAUGAAAGCCCCAGAAAUCACAAGUGAACUGAAAAAUGAUCUCAAGGUUUUGAAGAUGAGAGCUUCAUUGGACCCUAAGCAUUUUUAUAAAAAGAAUGACAGAGAAGGUCUACCGAAAUACUUCCAGAUUGGAACUGUGGUUGAUUCUCCCAUAGACUUUUACAACAGUCGAAUCCCUAAGAAACAAAGGAAGAGAACAAUUGUUGAGGAGCUGCUUGCAGAUUCUGAGUUCAGAAGAUAUAAUAAAAGGAAGUAUCAGGAGAUCAUGAGUGAAAAAGCAGCUUUUGCAGCAGGGAAGAAGAAUCGGAAGAAGAAGAAGUUUCACAAUUAAGACUUGAAGAAAAGUAACAAGCUGGAACAACUUACUUGUUAUAAACUAUUUUACCGAAUGCUUGCUGGUGUUUUUGGGUUUUUUUUUUGUUUGUUUUUUUAAGAUUGACGAUUGUGUAAUUUGAGGUUUGGGGGAAAUAUUUGCAGUGGGAUUUUGGUAGGGGUCUUUAUCAAAUUAUCAGGUAUCUAAAAGUGGGUUUAUAUGAAAUGCUGAUUUAAAUGUUAAUUUAAAGAGAUGAUGACUUGAAGGUGUAUUGUUAAAUCUGAGCACUAAAUCCGACUUCAUGGAUUAUGGUCUGUUAAGUCUUCAGUCUAAUUUCAUUUGGUCAGUCAUGAAUGAAUUGGAAAGUUCAAUUUGUUGAAGUAGAUGUGUACUUCACCUUGGGACUUGCUAUGUACUAGAGCAAGUUUUCUCCGUGUCUUACCAGAGGUGUUGCUGGCCAAUUCUGUGGCAAAAGGUAGCGAGGAAUAGUUUGGUUGUGAAGUAUUUAUUUCAACAGUGAACAUUAUGUGGUUCAGAAUGCCUUGGGAUUCUGUAGGUGCACAUAUUUUUAUACACGCGUACACAUAUGCACGCACACACACUUUUUAACAUCCACUUCUUUGUUGCUCUUCGUUACUUUUUGCCAUUAGAUAAUGGUCUAAUGUUUUUUGCAAAAAUAACUUGUCAGUUGGGUCCAUUUUCUAGGGUAAUUUGCAGACUGUGGUCUGGUAGCUGACUUUGGAAUUGUUCUUCAGGAAAAUUAAUAGAGUGGGUUUGGAAAGCCUUUGCUACCUUUGAAGAACUAGAGAUCAGGUAUCAGUUCUGUCUUUCUCCAGGGCCAGUUUAUAUAUAGCCUUUUGUUCUUGUGUAAAGUUUUGUGUGGUUUGUUUUUUGUUUUUUGGGUUUUUUUAAUGACCUGGUUAUUGUUAAGCUGCUGUUACUGUUAGCAUAACUCAGUUAUUGCCUUUAAGAAGCAGAAAAGACAGAUAAUAGCAGAGGUAAACUGUCACUACAUUGGCUUAGACGGAUUGGGUGAAUGAAUAUCAGAAGACUAGGGAUGCUGAUUUAUUUUUGUAUGAUGAGAACACAGAAUUUUAAAGUUUGCAAAUUUAAAACAAGAAGUAUGUUCCUGACCAAUGUUUAACCAUCAAAUUUUCUACAACUGAGAAGGAAAAAUAGCUAGUUUUUUUAACGAUUAGAUAUUUGUUUUUGAGAUGGCUGAAAUGAAACGAGUGCCAUGGUAUACAUCACCAACUGAAGUUCAAAAGAAUUUUUUCCGUAGACCUUUGACGCUCCUUUCCAUUCUUCGAAGUCGUCCAUCGUUCACUACCAGAAACAGACAGGAAUCUAGAUUCCUUAAAAAGUGUUGGCUGCCUGGAGAUAAGUGCUGCAAAAAGUAAAGUGAAUUCAUUAGGAAGUAUCAAACACGUAUAAGUAGAAGAAUCGGUCCCCAUGCCUCGGCUAACAUGUAGCUGCUAUUCUAAUACAAUUAAAUGUAUGCUAAUAUUGCAUGAUAAAAAAGCCAAUAAAAACAACUAUGGUGUCUUGUUCUCUGAAUGAGUCGUGGAA
Struthio camelus australis is the source of this 3919-nucleotide messenger RNA. Lineage: Eukaryota; Metazoa; Chordata; Aves; Struthioniformes; Struthionidae. The record is from RefSeq and is a predicted model, not a curated record.